AUGUUUUCCUGCGCGCUGCCUCUUCUUCUCCUGUUCUCCUGCUGGGGUUUGUUCGGUUCCGUAUCGGGAUCCGCCGCCGUGGAGCAGGUGUACCGGGACGUGGUGAGCGUGGUGUCUCCGGGCCAGGAGAAUCUGACCGAGGAGGCUGUCCGCUCGCUGUUUAAUACGCUGGAGGCUCGUGUGCACUGCGGCGACGGGCCGUGUGGAAAGUGUGAUCUUGCCGGUGCCGUUCAUCAGCUGUUCCACGAUCACGACCGCCACAGUGAGGAGAAAGCUGGAAAAAGUGGUGAAAACGUGUCCAUCAGUGUCAGUGUCUCUCAGUUCCCGGCUUUUGCUGCCGGCUCCGUCCUGUACCUCUCCUCUCCCAGUGUGGUCUGCGCCGCGAUUGCAGAAGAGAAGUGGGGAGACAAAACUGAAGAGUUCCUACACAACGUCACACAUCAUGAUCACAGUGGACACACCAACAGGGAAGAUGCAGGACACUCUCACAACGAUAUGGACAUUCAUGGACUGGAGGCUGUGUUUGAGGAACUUAAACACCACUAUGAACCUUCACCCAAUGAGAUCUGUCUGACACCCAGUAUCAUCAUGACGGAGGUCAACGCAUCUUCAGGACAUGACGUGGUAGAUGUGGGAGUCGUUUUGGGCCGCGUCCUGUAUCACGGCCUGCACGGACAUUGCUUCACAGAUAAACUGCUGCCUGAAGAGAAAUUCUUCCUGGACUACAUUAUGCAUCUAAUUGGGUCAGAGGGUUUCUCUAUUGAAGCUUUGGAGUCACUGAUGAAAACAUUGAAUAUUGGACCUCAAGAGAGCGACCAUGAUCAUGACCACGGUCAUGGUCAUGAUCAUGACCACGGUCAUGUGCACGAUGAGCAUUCUGAUCACAGCAGUCGGAGACAGAGGAACCAUGAACACGAUGAAACACAUGGCCACAAUUCCACCUGGGAUCAUUGUUUUCUCCUUUUCUAGCAUUGUUUCUCUGCUGAUGAUCUGGUUUCGAUCUACGGACUACUAGAAAAUGGCUCCUCUUCUCUGGAUCGAUCUGAUGUGGCUCGACUCAGUCCCGCAUUCGUCCAACAGAUCCUCAGUGGAGCUUGCGUACCAGUCACUGAACCAACAAUUCCAGAUUCACUCUCCAUGACUGAAAGAUACCUCUAUGCAACCCUUGCCAACGUGGUGAUAACACUGAUGGCCAUGAAUGGAAUUGUGAUCUUGCUGUUCACCUCUUGCACCAGCGCUUUCCAGCUGUGCAUACAGUUUUGCAUCAGCCUGGCUGUAGGCUCCCUAAGUGGAGAUGCCCUACUGCACCUCGUACCCGUGGCCUUGGGUUUGCACUCACAUGAGGGCGAGCAUUCACAUAGUCAUGACGAAGUCCCAGAUUACGUCUACAAAAUGCUGGUUGCUGUGGCCGCAGUCUAUUUAUUUUACCUGAUGGAAAUGAUCUUUUGUCUUAUUACGUAUAAAGAUCAUGGUCAUCAAUAUCAACUUGAUCAUGGGAAUGACUCAGACCCCCACCACUGUGAUCAUGGGAGGGUUUUAGAAAAGUUUCAACAGGAGAUGGCAGAAAAAAAGAAAUCUCAGUCGGCAUCGAAAACAGAGCUGGUUGACUAUGAAAAUGACACAGCUGUGGAGGUGAAGGAGCGCACAAGAACAAUGCGUAUGCUGCCUUUAAUGAUCACCAUCGGUGACGGGAUUCACAACUUUGCAGACGGAUUAGCAAUGGGUGCGGCUUUCUCCGUGUCAUGGAAGUCUGGUUUGGCCACGUCGUUGGCUGUUUUGUGCCACGAACUGCCACAUGAACUCGGCGAUUUUGCCGUUUUGCUCCACAGUGGUUUGUCCAUCCGCAAGGCUUUGCUUUUGAACAUUGGCAGCGCCAUGAUGUCUUUUAUCGGUCUGUACAUCGGUCUGUCAGUGGCCACUGACGAGGCGGCCCAGCAGUGGAUCGCUGCUAUUACUGCAGGACUCUUCCUGUACGUGGGACUGGCAGACAUGCUGCCCACCUUGCUCCAUGUCAACAGCAAGAGACCCUGGCUGAUGUUUGCGCUGCAGAACGCUGGCCUUCUGACUGGAUGGGUGGCUUUAUUGUUAUUGUCACUUUAUGAAGGGAAUCUGCACUUUUAACGGGACUGUGAGCCUGUUUAAUGGGUCCAUCCCAGUCUGAGAUCAGCA
Molecule: messenger RNA, 2169 nt
Organism: Salarias fasciatus (jewelled blenny)
Lineage: Eukaryota; Metazoa; Chordata; Actinopteri; Blenniiformes; Blenniidae
Product: zinc transporter ZIP4-like
Exons: 12
Biological process (GO): intracellular monoatomic cation homeostasis; zinc ion import across plasma membrane
Cellular component (GO): plasma membrane
Molecular function (GO): monoatomic cation:bicarbonate symporter activity; zinc ion transmembrane transporter activity
Source: RefSeq, a predicted model, not a curated record